GGCGGGGUGACGGACUAAAGGAAUCUGAGGUGAAGAAUAAAAACAAUGUCUGUUUCCUCUAGUGAAGUGACAGUGGCAGGCGAGAUCAAAAAGGAAAAUGUGAAGUGCACGGAGCCUCUCGAGAGCUCCGCGGACAGUCGGGGGCACGUCAAACUCCUGACUCUGGACACUCCGGUGGCCACCGGGAUGCUCGUCGGGCAGCAACAGACCUCUCCGUCGGAGUGCAAGAUGCCCACUAUGGACUCUUUGUCGGCGCACACUUCACCCGCAGCAACCUCUUUGGCUUUUUCACCGGAGCAGGUUGCGUGUGUUUGCGAGGCGCUUCAGCAGGGGGGCAACGUGGAUCGACUCGCCCGGUUUCUGUGGUCUCUCCCGCAGAGCGACUUAUUGCGCGGUAACGAGAGUAUCCUCCGCGCUCAGGCGCUGGUGGCCUUCCACCAGGCGCGCUACCAGGAGCUUUACAGCAUCUUGGAGAGCCACAGCUUCAGCCCCUCGUGCCACUCUGCCCUGCAGGACUUAUGGUACAAAGCCCGGUACACGGAGGCGGAGAAGGCCCGCGGUAGACCGCUGGGCGCAGUGGAUAAAUAUCGCCUGCGACGGAAGUUUCCCCUGCCCCGGACCAUCUGGGAUGGAGAGGAGACGGUGUACUGCUUCAAAGAGCGAUCCAGGAAUGCUCUGAAGGACCUCUAUAAGCAGAACCGGUACCCGUCCCCGGCCGAGAAGAGGAAUCUGGCCAAGAUCACAGGACUGUCCCUCACACAGGUCAGCAACUGGUUCAAAAACAGAAGGCAGAGAGACAGAAACCCGUCAGAGGCGCAGUCCAAAAGUGAGUCAGAUGGAAAUCACAGUACAGAGGAUGAGAGCAGUAAAGGUCAGGAUUCUCUGUCCCCGUGUCCGAUGUCAACCUGUGCUGAUGGGACUGCGGGUAAUGCAGUUGUGCCUAUCUGCUCUGGAGCUCUAGAAGCCGGGGUCAUCGUCCAGCAGGUUGGAGACAGCAGGAAUUCUGUCUCACCAGCGUCUGUCAUCUUUAACGGAGUCUCAGUCAACACUCCUGCCUCUGUUUUCCACAACGGCACCACUUCGUUUCUGUCCUCCACAGGACACGUCCUCUUCAGCGGCAUGAACUUGGGACUCCAGUCCCUGGCUUGCAGAUCAGAUGAUGGUGCAGGACAGGAUAAAGCCACAAUGUUGUACCCCUCAUUUCACUGUACUGUGAAUGGGACGAACAUAGAGGUGAAAGCAGAGGAUGUGAGGCAGGACGUGUCGGUCCAGGACCAGAAUACAUCUGUUAACUCAGCAUUCAAUGUGACUCCAUCCGACGGCUUGCAGCUUGAAGGUUACAGCUUGGUUUCUGAAGGCAAUGGGACCUCACUGCUUAGCAACAAGGUGGUACUUCCUUCCUUGCAACUUUCAUCAUCUUCUUCACCCUCACCAGUCACACAAGGCAUUGUUGAUGGCAGUUCUCCUGCUCCCGGCUCUCUGUGCCACAACCAGGUGGAGGAGCAGGACAGGCUACAGCUGACCUCUCUUGAGCCCAGCACAGCACUCUACGGCCUGGGUAGUGUACAUACACUGUCUGCUGUGAAGAAGGAACCUUUGGAGACUGGUGGAUACCUUUACCACCUGGGUUACAGUCCUGAUCCCACCCACAGCUCUCCCACCUCACUUAACACAACCAUGACAACAACCCAACAAGACUACACCACUCUCACAGUGAGCACACCCUUACUCGCCCAAACGGACCUUACCGGUGAGUUCAGAGGUCAUGAUGCCCAGAUGACCUCAAACCUAAAUGGAGACUUCCUAUGUGCGGUUUCAGAGGGAGGGAAGGGUGAGAUGAGAGAAUUGGAGGAUGAAGGGGAAAAACAGCUGACAAAACUAAAAACAGUGCAUAUAGAGGAAGAGAUGACUGACCUUUGAACUUAAGUGGAGAUGGAGGUAAAAUACUUUUUACCAAAAAUCACAACAUUAUUUAGAAUUUUUAUGUUUUAGGAGUUUUUUAUGUUUUCAGCCUGAAUGUUUUGAUGUUUUUUUUUUAAGUAUUAAAUUAUUUUGGCAAAUCUGUCACUUGGUUUGACUCCAGUUUGGUUUGGAGAAUCUAUGCAAAGUCAUAUAUGGAGAACACAGUUUUUUAAAGUGUUUGAUUUUCUUUUUCUUUUCCUCUUUCCGUCUAUUUCUAUGCACAGUUACCAUUUUCAGCUUUGCUUUAUCAAUAGUUGUGUAUAACAGGAGUUUUCAAACUGAACAAAAUAUAGUGUAAAAUACAUACAUACAUACAUACAUAAAUAAAUACUUUACAUAAAAAUAUAUUGUAAGUAAUUAAAUAAAAUUUCAUUCUGGCCUAAAAUCCAGAGAUUAAUUACAAUUAUUUUAUUCUUUGUUUCUAUUCUGUAUCUUUUCUAACUGAUGGGUAGAAAAAAGGAAACAGAGUACAAUGGUAAAAACUAUAAUAUUUUAGAUAUUUAAAAUAUAUUUUUAUUUUUCAGAGUAGAAAUGAGGUUUUUGUACAUACAGGCUGAAGCUACCAUUAUAUUUUAGGAAUGGGCUGCUUGCAAGGGAAUAAUCAUUUGGAAGUCUGUGGUAUCAGAAAGUUUGAAAACCCCUGGUAUACACAACCAGUCAAAAGUUUUUGAACAGUAAAAUUAAAAAAAAAAAAAAAUUUCACCAAGCCUGCAUUUAUUUGAUCCAAACUACAGCAAAGUUUUGAAAUAUUUUUACUAUUUAAAAUAACUGCUUUCUAUUUAAAUAAUCUAUUUAAACUGAAUUUUUAGCAUCAUUACUCCAGUCAUAUGAUCCUUCAGAAAUCAUUCUAAUAUUCUGAUUGGCUGCUCAAAAAAACAUUUUUUAUCAUUAUUAUGCUGAAAACAGCUGAGUAGAUUUUUUUCAGGUUUUUUUGAUGAAUAGAAAGUUCAGAAGAACAGCAUUUAUCUGAAAUAGAAAUCUUUUGUAACAAUAAAUGUCUUUGUCAUCACCUUUGAUCGAUUUAAAGCAUCCUUGCUAAAUAAAAGUAUUGAUUUCUAUAAUUUCAUUCCCAAAAAGAAUGGUAUAGUGUAUAAUGUUACAAAAGCUUUGUAUCUCAGAUAAAUGCUGAUCUUUGGAUCUUUCUAUUUAUCUUUCUAGAAUCCUGAAAAAUGUACUCAACUUUUUAAAAUACUGAUAAUUGUAAUAAAAAAUCUUUCUUGAACCAGCAUAUUAUAAUGAUUUCUGAAAGAUCAUGUGAUACUGAAGACUGCAGUAAUGAGGCUGAAAAUUUUAAAUAGUAAAAAUAUUUCAUAAUAUUACUGAUUUUGCUGUAUUUUGGAUCUAAUAAAUGCAGGCUUGGUCAGCCGAAGAACAUUCUUUUAAAAAACAUUAAAAAUCUUACUGUUCAAAAACAUUUGACUGGUAGUGUAUAAAAGAAGAAUAUUUUUUCAAGAUUUUCUCCAUAUCACUUCCAUCAAUCAUUUCAUACUAUUUUAAGUGUUUACAUUAAUUUUUGAGCUACAGGUACUAGACAGCUCUCAUUUUCUCUCUGUUGCUCCCUCUAUCUCUCUUCCUCUCACAGUGUGGACGUAUGUGUGUUUUAUGAGAGUCACCUGCUAGUUUCUGCCACGAAGAGUUGAGUUUAGCAGACAGGUGGACGUCUGGUCAUGUGUCAUCCGAGUCAAACCUUAAAGGUCACCUCCCUGUGGAAACACACAUGCACAGACACACUAUUCCCAUGCAGAUUAAAAAUACAAAAUCUCUGACAAUCUUUGAAGCAUUGUCAUGGUCAUUACAUUGCCUAGCUUCCAUAAUAAUAAUAGGCAAAUAAUAUUCUUUGUAGACAAACGAUAUCAACACAAAUACACAAAGUUUGCUUAUACAAAUUAAGGGAUGAGUCAGAAAGGUUGGUAAUCAACUGCUUGCUGUAACAGAUGUUGUGCCCUAAAAUUUAGGGUAUUAUCUGUGCACAAAAUAUGCUAAGAACUACUUCUUUCAUUUGAAAUGCAAACUGUUUUAUAUGGGCAACUUAAACCUUCAGGUCAUUCAAAAUAGUGAAAACAAUUGUUUUCCUAAAGGAUUUGAUUAAACUCACCAUCUGGGUUUUACAAUGAACCAUCCCUGUAAGCACACAAUGAGCUGAAUAUCACCUAAAAAGCAAUAACAAGCAAUAAGAUUUUUUUUUUAAUUUAAAGCUUAAAAUCUAUAUUGUACAUUAAACCAGAAACAUCAGAAAAGAUAUUAAACAGACAUGUCAGCACAGUUGUAAAUGUGAAAAAACACUAUGCGAGUAAGCUGUUUGUAUAUGGAAGAGUGUGUGUUUUGGUUACAGUAGUUUUUGGUUUUGAGUUUGCUAUUUGUGCCUUCUUGCUUUCUGAGGCUCAGCAUUUGGUUGGUCUUCAGUUUGCCUGUCAUUUUUUUUUUAACUUAUUGGUGCUGGUUUGACAUCUGCAGUAUUUAACUCCAUGACAAAAGCUAUGCAGCCAUUCUGGAAAUGAGAAAUGACUUUUAGAAAUCAUAGAUGAUGAAUGAAAAGUCUCCUACAGGAUUAUGAGAAAUUAAAAGGAUAUAGGUGUGAAAUGAGCUGUAAAUGUAUGAGCAAAAUGCAAAACAGUUUUGUGAAUAAUAUUUUAGCAUGAACAAAAAUGUUAAACUUAUGAUGUAUUUUUCUAAAAAAACAAAAACAAAUAAGAAGCACAAAAAGUGAUUCAUUAAAUAUUUAUACUGGAAAAACAGCCUCAUUCGAGUGAUUUCAUUCAUGACUGAGAGAUCUCGUAAACGUUCGACAUAGAUUUGUUUGCGUUUUCUUGUUAUGUCUACAGUGGAUGUUAAAUAUUCAGACGGACAGGAAACAUGCAAAUAAAAAGAUUUAAGUAGCCAGGGCGGGGAGGGAAGCAGAGACCUGAUACAGAAAGGCCAGGCCGGGUGCUGGAAAAUCAGCGGUGAUCGUUUGCACAUGCCUGGUGGUCUGGAGCUUGUUAGCAAGCUGCUCUUGUCUCAGACUCCUAAAUUCAAAUAAACAGGAGGGCGAUUUCUGGAGGCCCUGCCGUCUCCUGAUAGGGGGGUCCAGAAGGAGGCAAAGAAACAGACAGAGAAAUUCUCUCUGAUUUGUAAAUGACUGUUACAGAUGGCACUGACAAGUCAUUAUGUGAAUCUCAAACGCAAUGCUACAGGAUUAAAGGAACAGUUCACCAAAAACGGAAAACUCUGUCACUAAUUACUCACUCUCAUGUUGUUCCAAACCUGUAAGACCUUUGUUCAUCUUCAGAACACAAAUUAAGAUAGUUCUAAUGAAAUUCGACAGCUUUCUUACCCUUUUCUUAUGUCAGAAAGUGAACCACGGUCAAGGCAUGGCACAGAAACGUAGUAAGCAUAUCGUUAAAAUGGUCCAUGUAACAUCAGUGGUUCAACUGUAAUUUUAUGAAGAUACUUUUUUGUACGUAAAGAAAACAAGAUAACAACGUUAAGAUCUCUUUUCACUUCCAGAACAAAAAAUUACAGAUAAUGUACUUUAAAGGGCUUUAAACAAUCCCAGCCAAGGAAGAAGAGUCUUAUCUAGCGAAACAAUCAGUGUUGGGGAAAGUUACUCUCUAAAAAAGUAACUAAUU
Molecule: messenger RNA, 5570 nt
Organism: Labeo rohita (rohu)
Lineage: Eukaryota; Metazoa; Chordata; Actinopteri; Cypriniformes; Cyprinidae
Gene: six4a
Product: SIX homeobox 4a
Exons: 3
Coding region: 46-1920 (624 amino acids)
Biological process (GO): regulation of transcription by RNA polymerase II
Cellular component (GO): nucleus; transcription regulator complex
Molecular function (GO): RNA polymerase II cis-regulatory region sequence-specific DNA binding; DNA-binding transcription factor activity, RNA polymerase II-specific
Source: RefSeq, a predicted model, not a curated record